This is a messenger RNA of Nothoprocta perdicaria, 3702 nucleotides long. RefSeq names its product dual specificity phosphatase 27, atypical (gene STYXL2). The coding region runs from base 111 to 3587 and encodes 1158 amino acids. Gene Ontology annotation, biological process: protein dephosphorylation; negative regulation of MAPK cascade. Lineage: Eukaryota; Metazoa; Chordata; Aves; Tinamiformes; Tinamidae. Gene Ontology annotation, cellular component: cytoplasm. Gene Ontology annotation, molecular function: protein tyrosine/serine/threonine phosphatase activity; MAP kinase phosphatase activity. The transcript has 6 exons. The record is from RefSeq and is a predicted model, not a curated record.
CGAUUUCCUGCCAAAUUUCUUACCCUCUUUAUUGGACUCCACCGCUGUGCCUUAGACAGCAACCGGCCACUUUUCCAGUGGAUACCGACGGAAACCCUCUCACAGCUGCCAUGGCGAGCAGCAGAGACGCAGGUGACGAGCAAGUCGUGCCGGAUGAAGAGGAAGAGAGAUCGGAUGUGAAGGCGGUGCAGGCCCACUACCUCCGCAGCCCUUCCCCAAGCCGAUACUCGAUGGUAUCAGACACCGAUACAGAGAGCAUCUUCAUGGAGCCAAUCCAUCUGUCAUCUGCUGUGGCUGCCAAGCAAAUAAUCAAUGAAGAACUGAAAACAAAGGAUGUCAAAGUAGAUGCAGUGUGUCCUGGGAUGUUAGAGUCUGCAAAACAGUUGAUGGUGGAAGACCUUUACAACCGAGUUAAGGAAAAGAUUGAUGACACCAGCUUGUUCAACACACCAUGUGUGAUGGACUUGCAGAGGGCACUCGUGAAGGACAGGCUUGAGACCCCCAGGGAUGCUGUGGACGAAGUCUGGCCUAACAUCUUCAUAGCAGAAAAAAGUGUUGCAGUGAACAAAAGCCGUUUGAAGAGACUGGGGAUCACUCAUGUCUUGAAUGCAGCUCAUGGUACAGGUGUAUACACAGGACCAGGUUUUUACAAUGGUCUGAAUAUCCAGUACCUGGGCAUUGAAGUAGAUGAUUUUCCAGAUAUAGAUAUCUCCAAACACUUCCGUCCAGCUGCUGAAUUUGUGGAUGAAGCACUGCUAACUUACAGAGGCAAAAUCCUUGUCAGCAGUGAAAUGGGAAUCAGUCGCUCAGCUGUGCUGGUGGCUGCUUACCUGAUGAUCUACCACCAUAUGACCAUUCUGCAGGCUCUCAUGACUCUGAGGAAGAAGCGUGCCAUUUAUCCCAAUGAUGGCUUCCUGAAGCAGCUAAGAGAGCUCAAUGAGCAAUUGUUGGAGGAACGAGAGCUGGAGAAUACUGGAGAUGAUGAACUCACUCCCAGUCAAAGUCCUCUUGUCCACACAGAGACUUCUUCCCAGCUAUCUGGAUUUGGGGACUCCGAAAGCAUCAUGGGAGCCAAAGCCCACUCUAUCAUGGUAGAAGAAGAGGACACCAGCAGCCUGCUGGGUAGUCUUAUGAGCUCUCCAUCAGUGGGAAAAGCUAGCUGGGCUUCCAAACAUUCCACCCUCAUCAGUGAGGAGGAAGAGGAACAGCUCUAUGAGGAAUGGAGGAAGAAACAAGGCCUGCCUGCAAAGGAACUAGCAACUAACCACGGCAGGCAAACAUCUCCAAAACUUCUGGCUCAGGAAGGAGAACAAUCUGAGGAGGAUGUGGAACAGAUAAUCCAUGACUGGCAGCGCAGAAAUGAGAAAUACCAAAUGGAGGAUGGAGACUUCACCAUGGGAGGAAGAGAUUACCCACCAGGGGAAUUCAGUGAUGUUGAGAGCGUGAGUAGUCUUGAGAUCCGAACUCUCAAACAACAGCUGGAAACCAGUAGCUGUAAUAGGAUGAGGAGGAGCCGCACAGGCUCUGUUUCUUCUGAGAGCACUUGGGACAUGUGGAACCAGAGACUUCUGGAGAUUGAGAAGGAAGCCACACAGAGGUAUCGUUCUAAGAAUAAAAGCAGUGGGGAGAGCUGGUCCUCCAAAACAGAAAGCAAGGAGAGGGAUGUGGAUGAGGAGAGCGUAUUUUCAGAUUGUAGCUCCUUUUACAACUUCUGCCAAAAGAACAAAGACAAGCUUACUCCUCUGGAAAGGUGGAAGGUCAAAAGAAUCCAGUUUGGCUUUCACAAGAAGGAUUUGGARUCAUCGUCUUCUUCUGCUCCAUCUCCAGCUGAAGAUGGCAGCCAGACUGGUGGAGAGGUGACAGAAGGGAAGAGCUUGUCAGAUAUUAACCUGUCUGCUUACCAGGCUUGGAAAAUGAAGCGUCAGAAAAAGCUGGGCAGUGAAAGCAAGGAGGAGUUUGUGGAACUUGCCAAAAGUGAGGAUUCUGCUUCAGCCAAAAAGAAGCAGAGGCGAGCAGAGCUCCUUGAACGUUCAAAGAAAAUCUUAGAAGAGAGCCAGUCCAUGUGCAGCUGGGAGACAGACAGUACAAUGAGUGGGAGUAUCCCCUUGUCAGCUUUCUGGCCCUCUGCACCUUCUGCAAGUGGUACUGAAGAUGCAUCUUCUGUCUUGAGCAUGCGAACAAAUCACUCAUCUGUAUCCCAGGCCAGGAGUGCUGCUGGGGCAGCGCGACCCCAGACACCAAGUAUACCCCUCCCUAACCUCCCAGUUGGCCCAGGUGACACAAUAUCCAUGGCAAGCAUUCAGAACUGGAUUGCUAAUGUGGUCAGUGAAACCAUUGCUCAGAAGCAAAAUGAGAUCAUGAUGCUGUCCCGUCCUCCUUCUGCAAUGGCCUCCAGUGUAAUGUCAGGAGACCUUGGCAGGCGUGUAGAUGAUGAUAAAGUUUCCCUUCUCAGUGCUCAGAGUGGUGUGUCCCUUGCUACCUCUCAGUGCCGCCAGCAGGAGAUGCAGAGGGCUGAGUCUCAGUCUGUCCUGUCUUGCAAUACCUCAAUGAGUGCAAGAACAGAAGGGACUGGUUCAAACAUGAAGGUAACACAGACAAGCAAACCACUGUACAGCCUCUUUGCUGAUGAUGUUGAUUUGAAGAAACUCAGGAGGAAGGAGAAGGAGAUGCAAAUGGAAAUGAGAGAGAAAAUGUCAGAUUAUCAGAUUGAAAAGGUGGUCAGAGACAACAAACGCAGUACUUUAUUUAAAAAGAGGGUGGCCAAAGGAGAGGAAAGUGAAAAUGAAGAUGACACAGAGAGCACAUCAGGCAGCCACARACACUCCUUCCAAACAGAUCUUGACAGAACCGAUAGAGCAUUUGCUCUUUCUAGUCAAUUUGCAAAUGCAAGUGCACUGAAGUCUGAGGUAGAGACUGACAUUACCAAGUGGCUGAGUGGUCUGAAAGAAAGAGAACCAUCAUACAAUGAUCAAAGUGAGAAGGCUGGAGAAAAAUAUAACAGAACAUCCAAAGUUAGAGAGAUGGACUCUGAAACAUCCAGUUACAGGUUCUGCAGAUCCCAAAGAGAAGAGCUAAAUAGCACAUCUUCCUAUGAGUCAAAAGGAGAUUCACUGAGAACCAUGUCAAGAUUUUCUUCUGCUUCUGAAAGAGAGGACAAAAAGAUGUAUAAGUUCACAAGGUCGAGGGUCAGUGAAACAAGUUCAGGAGGAAAGAGCCCAGAUCUGUAUGAUUUCAGACGAACACCUGAACCAUCCUUUGACUCUGAAUCCGCCGAUCCGUCUACACAGAGCCGAGUUAGAUCUCAUCGUGUGGAGGAAUGUGAAGAGGAGGCUAGGUCAGACAUGUCAGAAUUUGGAGCUAAGAGAAAGUUCACCCAAAGCUUUUCAAAGUCUGAAGAGGAUGGAAAGAAAGAGGCCAAAGUGGAACAAAGUGAAGAGAGAUUUGCAUCAAGGGAGUUCUCUCAGUACAGGAGACGCAUUCGUAAAGAAGAGGAAGAAGAAGAGAUGGAUGAUGAUGCUAUUAUUGCUGCUUGGAGAAGCAGACUAGAAGAAACCACUGCAAAGCUCCGUCGGAGAAAGGAAGAGUGACCAAAGAUCAGAUUAUAGGAACACAAACAGAGUCACAGAGCCCCAGAAUCACUCAUCAUUAUAUUUCUAAUAAUCCUUUGUGGUUUGUAGGGCAUUUCCUGCAGAUAUUUCUCUU